AUGUUAGAUGCAGCACUUUCCAAGGCACAAAGAGAAGGUAUUUCCAAGCAAUCUGGUAUUUGUGGCCAUCCUGCAUUGCAACGUGUCAGCUCUCUUGACUAUGCUAACACAUUCCCUUGGGAGUGGAUGCAUCUGUUUCUCGAGAACGUGGUGCCAACUCUAGUGAACAUAAAGAGAAGUAUUACACGCACAUUAUCCGACCUCAUGAAGUUGAUGGUGCGGUUUGAGAUUAGUGAAAAAGAGGUUGAUCUGCUGGAAGUGGGACUUAUUGAGUGGGUAGAGCAUUACAAAAAGUACUACUACCAAUAUGAAGAGAACCAAUUACCUGUCUGUACACUCCCCAUCCAUAGUCUGUUGCACAUUGCAGCAGGCAUUCGUUUCUGCAGCCCUGUCUGGACAAGUUGGACAUUCUAUAUGGAGCGGUACUGUGGCUACCUACAAGCUGGUUUACACUCACGCCGUUUCCCUUGGAGUAACCUCAAUAAACGAGUUCUGCAUGCAGUGUAUCUAAGUCAACUGAAGCUAAAAUAUAAUCUAGAUGAUGAACUGAAGGAUUUCCACUCUAGUCAGCGCAACUAUAGUAUACUGAAGCAAAAUGAGAAAAUAUAUCCAGAUUUAAUGCCCCUUUGGGGAAAACUACGCAUUGCUGCUGGUGGUGAUGUUGUUCAAAGUGCUUUUGCAAUGAAAAAGAGCAACACAUUAUCACAACGUGAUAAUUCUUUUGUGCGGUAUGAGAUCUCUUACACUGUACAAGAACACAGGAAUACCACUGUCACUGCCACUCAUUAUGGCCAUCUCGAACAAAUACUUGUCUGCCAGCUUGGAAAUGAUGAUUUUUGGAAGGAUCUAUCUGGUUGUGGACUUCUAUUGGCAGUCAUCACACCAUGUAAAACUGAGGGUAAAGAUGCAGCUUUAGAAGUUGCUGUGUAUGGUGGAGUAGCAGCUGCCAUUGCCACGGACAUUUGUAACAUCAAAGCUGUUGUCGGACGAGUGAAGACAAGAGGAAGAUGGGGAAUUAUAGACCGAACAAGUGGUCUUGCUUCUGUCGCUUUCACACACCAGGACACAGAGGGAGUGGAAUCUGAGUUUUAUGACUCCGGACCAGGUUCCAAUGAUAACUUUAUGCAAUAGAUUGCCUCAAAACUCUUUGAUAAAAAUUCAGUGAUUGAUCAGAAUGAUUAAUUGACUUUAGCACUUUGUACAUCAUUGACUUAUUGUAAUAUACAAUGAACAUCAGUG
This is a messenger RNA of Serpula lacrymans var. lacrymans S7.9, 1239 nucleotides long. RefSeq lists its product as uncharacterized. Lineage: Eukaryota; Fungi; Basidiomycota; Agaricomycetes; Boletales; Serpulaceae. Bases 1 to 1131 code for a protein of 376 amino acids. The transcript has 5 exons. The record is from RefSeq and is a predicted model, not a curated record.